Messenger RNA from Jaculus jaculus (lesser Egyptian jerboa), 6633 nucleotides. RefSeq names its product notch receptor 4 (gene Notch4). Bases 118 to 6054 code for a protein of 1978 amino acids. Gene Ontology annotation, cellular component: protein-containing complex; plasma membrane. Gene Ontology annotation, molecular function: calcium ion binding; signaling receptor activity; protein binding. The record is from RefSeq and is a predicted model, not a curated record. The transcript is spliced from 30 exons. Gene Ontology annotation, biological process: multicellular organism development; establishment or maintenance of epithelial cell apical/basal polarity; heterophilic cell-cell adhesion. Lineage: Eukaryota; Metazoa; Chordata; Mammalia; Rodentia; Dipodidae.
CCCCAGGAGGAGGAAGGGGCGGUGGAAGCCGAGGAGGUGGCCCUGCGUGCUCCGGGGGCUCCAGGGUCCCUGUGUGGAGAGGGAGAAGGGACCUGGGCCUGGGAGGAGCGCUCUGGAAUGCAGCCCCGUCCCCUGCUGCUGUGGCCGCUGCUGCUCCCAAGUGUCCUGACCAGAGAGCUGCUGUGUGGAGAUUCCCCAGAACCCUGCGCCAACGGAGGCACCUGCCUGCAGCUGUCUCAGGGACAGGGGGCCUGCGAGUGCGCCCCAGGCUUUCUGGGUGACACGUGCCAGGUUCCUGACCCCUGCUGGAACACACAGCCCUGUCAGAAUGGAGGCAGCUGCCAAGCCGCGCUUCCCGCACUCCCAGGCUCCCCUGGCCCCUCUUCUCCACUGGCUCCCAGCUUCCUCUGCACGUGCCCAGCUGGCUUCACUGGUGACAGGUGCCAGACCCAACUAGAAGACCACUGCCCUCCUUUCUUCUGUUCCAAAAGGGGCCGCUGCCACCUCCAGGCAUCUGGCCUCCCACGGUGCUCCUGCAUGCCUGGGUGGACAGGCGGCCAGUGCCAGCUCCGGGACUUCUGCUCAGCCAACCCCUGCGCCAACGGUGGCCUAUGCCUGACUACGUACCCCCAGAUUCAGUGCCGCUGCCCACCUGGCUUCGAGGGUCACACCUGUGAACACGAUGUGAACGAGUGCUUCAAGGACCCAGGGCCCUGCCCAGAAGGCACUUCCUGUCAUAACACCCUGGGGUCAUACCAGUGUCUCUGCCCUGUGGGGCAGGAGGGUCCACGCUGCCAGCUACGGAGGGGACUCUGUCCCCCUGAGAGCUGUUUAAAUGGGGGCACCUGCCAGCUGGUGCCAGAAGGAGACACCACCUUCCACCUCUGCCUGUGCCCCACAGGUUUCACAGGCCUGGACUGCGAGGUGAACCCAGAUGACUGUGUGGGGCACCAGUGCCAGAACGGGGCCACAUGUCAAGAUGGACUGGCCACCUACACCUGCCUCUGCCCGACAGCCUGGACAGGCUGGGAUUGCUCUGAAGAUGUGAACGAAUGUGAGGUUCAGGGCCCUCCUCGCUGCAGAAAUGGGGGUACCUGCCAGAACUCGGCUGGUGGCUUCCACUGCGUGUGUGUGAGCGGCUGGGGGGGUACGGGCUGUGAAGAGAACUUGGACGACUGCGCGGCCGCCACCUGUGCCCCGGGAUCUACCUGCAUUGACCGUGUGGGCUCCUUUACCUGCCUCUGCCCACCUGGACGCACAGGCCUCCUGUGCCACCUGGAAGACAUGUGCCUGAGCCAGCCAUGCCAUGGGGAUGCCCAGUGCAGCACCAACCCACUAACGGGUUCUACACUGUGCCUGUGCCAGCCAGGCUACUCAGGACCCACCUGCCAUGAGGACUUGGACGAGUGUCAGAUGGCCCAGCAAGGCCCCAGUCCCUGUGAACACGGCGGCUCCUGCCUCAACACCCCUGGUUCCUUCCACUGCCUCUGCCCUCCUGGCUACACGGGCUCUCGCUGCGAGGCCGAUCACAAUGAGUGCCUGUCCCAGCCCUGCCACCCGGGCAGCACCUGCCUGGAUCUACUUGCAGCCUUCCACUGCCUGUGCCCACCAGGCUUAGAAGGGCGGCUCUGCGAGGUGGAGACCAACGAGUGCGCCUCCAGCCCUUGCUUGAACCAAGCUGGCUGCCACGACCUGCUCAAUGGCUUCCUGUGUGUGUGCCUGCCUGGAUUCGCUGGCACCCACUGUGAGGAAGAUGUGGAUGAGUGCAGGAGUUCCCCCUGCGCCAAUGGAGGGCACUGCUUGGACCAGCCCGGAGCCUUCCACUGCGAGUGUCUGCCAGGCUUUGAAGGACCACGCUGUGAAACGGAGGUGGACAACUGUCUGAGUGGUCCCUGUCCCACUGGAGCCAGCUGUCUUGAUCUCCCAGGAGCCUUCUUUUGCCUCUGCCCCACUGGCUUCACAGGCCAGCUCUGUGACGUUCCGUUGUGUGCCCCCAACCUGUGCCAUCCUAAGCAGAAAUGCCAAGAUCAGGAAAGCAAAGCCCGCUGCCUCUGCCCUGAUGGGAGCCCUGGCUGUGCCUCCACUGAGGACAAUUGCACCUGCCACCAUGGGCAUUGCCAGAGAUCCUCAUGUGUGUGUGAUGUGGGUUGGACAGGGCCAGAAUGUGAGGCAGAGCUGGGGGGCUGCAUCUCCACACCAUGUGCCCAUGGAGGGACCUGCCACCCCCAGCCCUAUGGCUACAACUGUACCUGCCCCACAGGCUACACAGGACUCACCUGUAGUGAGAAGGUGACAGCUUGUCAUUCAGGUCCAUGUCUCAAUGGUGGCUCCUGCAACACCAGCCCCGGGGGCUACUCCUGCACCUGCCCUCCAAGCCACACAGGGCCCCGCUGCCAAACUGUCACUGACCACUGUGUGUCUGCCCCGUGCCUCAACGGGGCUACCUGUGUGACCAGGCCGGGCACUUCCUCCUGCCUCUGUGCCCCCGGCUUCCAGGGCCCUCGCUGUGAGGGGAAGAUCCGCCUCCCUUGUGCAGACAGUCCCUGUAGGAAUGGGGCGACCUGCCAGGAUGGCCCUCAGGGUCCCACCUGCCUCUGCCCCACUGGCUACACAGGAGUCCACUGCCAGACUCUGAUGGACUUGUGUGCCCGAAAGCCCUGUCCACACAAUGCCCAGUGCCUCCAGAAUGGGCCCUCCUUCCAGUGCCUGUGCCUCCAGGGAUGGACGGGGCCUCUCUGCAACCUCCCGCUGUCCUCCUGCCAGAGGGCUGCACAGAGCCAAGGCAUAGAGAUCUCUGCCCUGUGCCAGAAUGGAGGUCUCUGCGUGGACAGGGGCUCCUCCUACUUCUGUCACUGCACCCCUGGAUUCCAAGGCAAGUUAUGCCAGGAUAAAGUGAACCCCUGUGAAUCCAGACCUUGCCAGCAUGGGGCCACCUGCGUGGUCCAGCCCAGUGGGUAUCUCUGCCAGUGCGCCCCAGGCUACGACGGACAGAACUGCUCAAAAGAACUCGAUGCUUGUCUGUCCCAACCUUGUCACAACCAUGGAACCUGUACCCCAAAACCUGGAGGCUUCCACUGUGCCUGCCCUCCGGGCUUCGUGGGGCUACGCUGUGAGGGGGAUGUGGACGAGUGUCUGGACCGGCCCUGCCACCCCACAGGCACUGCGGCCUGCCACUCUCUCGCCAACGCCUUCUACUGCCAGUGUCUGCCUGGACACACAGGCCAGCGGUGUGAGGUGGAGAUAGACCCUUGCCAGAGUCAGCCUUGCUCCCAUGGAGGGUCCUGUGAGGCCACAGCAGGACCACCACCUGGUUUCACCUGCCACUGCCUCAUGGGUUUUGAAGGACCUACCUGCAGCCACAGAGCUCCUUCCUGCGGCCGCCAUCACUGCCACCACGGAGGCCUGUGUCUGCCCUCCCCUCGGGCGGGCUUCCCUCCCCGCUGUGCCUGCCUCCGUGGCUUUGAGGACCCUGACUGCCUGACCCCCCCAGCUCAGAAAGGUUGCGGUCCACCCUCCCCCUGUCUACACAAUGGCAGCUGUUCAGAGACCCCUGGGUCGGGCAGCCCAGGCUUCCGAUGCUCCUGCCCUCCCGACUUUCUGGGGCCCCGGUGCCAAGGGCCAAGAGCCCAGGGCUGUGAAGGCCGAGGUGGUGACGGGGCCUGCGACGCUGGCUGCAGUGGGCCAGGGGGACGUUGGGAUGGGGGGGACUGCUCCCUGGGGGUCCCAGACCCUUGGAAGGGCUGUCCCUCCCACUCUCAGUGCUGGCUUCUCUUCCGGGAUGGGCAGUGCCACCCACAAUGCAACUCUGAAGAGUGUCUCUUUGAUGGCUACGACUGUGAGACACCCCCAGCCUGCACCCCUGCCUAUGACCAGUACUGCCAGGACCACUUCCACAACGGGCACUGUGAGAAAGGCUGCAACAGCCCCGAAUGCGGCUGGGACGGGGGUGACUGCAGGCCCCAGGACAGAGACCCGGAGUGGGGGCCCUCCCUCGCCUUGCUGGUGGUCCUGAACCCCCAGGCCCUGGAGCAGCAGCUGCUUACGCUGGCCCGAGUGCUAUCCCUGACUCUGCGAGUCGGGCUCUGGGUGCGGAAGGAGGGCGGUGGCAGCAGCAUGGUGUUCUCCUACCCGGGGGCCCGGGCCGAAGAGGAGCUCGGAGGAACUCGGGACCCUUCUCGUCAGGAGACGGCAGCCUCUCACACCCAGCCCCUGGGCAAGGAGACAGACUCCCUUGGUGCUGGGUUUGUGGUGGUGAUGGGUGUGGAUCUAUCCCGCUGUGGCCCUGACCACCCAGCGCCCCGCUGUCCCUGGGACUCGGGGUUCCUGCUCCGCUUUCUUGCCGCGAUGGCUGCGGUGGGAGCCCUGGAGCCCCUGCUGCCGGGACCCCUGCUGGCUGCUCACCCUCAGGCAGGCUCUGGGCCUCCUGCCAACCAGCUUCCCUGGCCUAUACUGUGCUCCCCAGUGGCUGGGGUCCUUCUCCUGGGCCUCGGGGCUCUUCUUGUCCUCCAGCUCAUCCGGAGGCGUCGCCGAGAGCAUGGGGCACUAUGGCUGCCACCCGGUUUCACUCGAAAGCCUCAGACGCAGCAGGGUUCCCGCCGCCGCAGGCCCCCCCUGGGCCAGGACAGCAUCCGCCUCAAGGUGCUGAAGCCAGAGGCAGAAGUUGAUGAGGACGGCGUGAUGAUGUGCUCCGGCCCCGAGGAAGGCGAGGAGGUUGAAGACCUGGCCCCACCCUCCAAGUGCCAGCCCUGGCCGCUGAGUGGAAGCUGUGGAGAGCUCCCACAGGUUGCCAUGCUGACACCACCUCAGGAGUCCGAGAUGGAGGCUCCUGACGCGGACACCUGUGGACCUGAUGGGGUAACCCCCCUGAUGUCAGCAAUGUGCUGUGGGAAAGUGGAGCCCAAGACCAUCCAGGGACCGUGGCUGAGAAGUCCCCACCCCUGUGAACCACUACCGGAUGGAGAAGCCUACCCCCAGGCUAACACCAUGGGCACUGGAGAGACUCCCCUGCACCUGGCUGCUCGAUUCUCCAGGCCAACUGCUGCCUACCGCCUCCUUGAGGCUGGAGCCAACCCCAACCAGCCAGAUCGGGCAGGGCGCACUCCACUUCACGCUGCUGUGGCUGCUGAUGCGCGGGAGGUCUGCCAGCUGCUGCUGGCCAGCAGACAGACUGCCGUGGACGCACGCACUGAAGACGGGACCACACCGUUGAUGCUGGCUGCCAGGCUGGCAGUGGAGGACCUGGUCGAAGAACUGAUUGCGGCCCGAGCAGACGUGGGCGCCAGAGAUAAAAGGGGAAAGACCGCCUUGCACUGGGCCGCUGCCGUGAACAACGCCCGGGCCGCCCGCUCCCUUCUCCAGGCUGGAGCCGACAAAGACGCCCAGGACGGCAGGGAGCAGACACCCCUGUUCCUGGCGGCCCGCGAGGGCGCCGUGGAGGUGGCCCAGCUGCUGAUAGGCCUGGGGGCGGCCCGAGGCUUGCGGGACCAGGCCGGACUGGCCCCCGGCGACGUCGCCCGCCAGCGCAACCACUGGGACCUGCUGACGCUCCUGGAAGGCACGGCGCCGUGCGAGGCGCGGCACAAAGCGCAGCCGGGCCGCCGGGCCGGGGCCCUUCCGCGCACGCGCGCCGCGUCGGGGGGCGGGGCCACGCCGCGCGGCUGCGGGACGCCGUCGGCCGGGGCGCGCGCGCGGGGGGGCGGGGCCUGCGUGCACGCGCGGGCCCGGUCGCUGGACUUGGGCGCGCGGGGGGGCGGGGCCUACGCUCACGCCCGGGGCCCGUCUGCAGGCGCCGCGCCUCCGCCGUCCCGCGCCCGCAGGUUCUCCGCAGGCUCGCGCGGGCCUCGGCCCAGCCCGGCGAUGGCGCGCGGGAGAGCCGGGGCGGGAGCCGGGCGCGGGGGCAUGGCCGCGGAGGAUGACGGCGCCCGGGAUUGGGGAGCCUGCGUCCCGCCCCCUUGCCUGACCCCCUCCCCGGACCGCGUAUCUCCUCAGGUUGUUUGGGGUCUUCCCGUCCACCAAGAAAGAGCCGUAAACCCGGGCGGAGGAAGUCAGAGAUAGGGCGCUACGAGGGAGGCGGGGAGGAAGUCUAAAAGCCCAUGCAGAUAACAGGCAGUCUGGGAGGCUCCCCAGACUUUUAAGAUUAAGCCCCAUGAUGGCGUGGGGGGAGGAGGGUCUUGAGUAGUCUUUCUCCCAAAGUGCGUAGGACCACCAGAACCGUCCUGGUCUUCCACGUAGAACAGCCGCAGCACUGGGAAGAGGGCUUGGGCUGCUGGGAUGGGGCCGGCCCUGGCCUUUGCUAGAGAAUAAGGGAGGCUUCAGGACUAGGUGGAGUGCGAAGCACCCCUCACCUGGAGCUUUCAAGAACUAAGGGCAGCUAGGAUGUAAAAUGUUCUUUCUCCUAGAUGGCUCCCCAAGGGAGCCCGUAUCAUCCUUGGCCCACAAAUAGCUGACAAGUAUUUAUCGAGCGCCAACUAUGUGCCAAGGGCUGUGUAGCUGCUGAAAUGUGGCCCAGCUGACGGCCCUGGCCCUGCCUGUCCCCAGCAAGGAAACGGGUUCAGGGAUGAAACACCACCCUUUAGCCCACUGCCAUCUCUUAUUUAAGAACUGUCACCAGUAAUAAAGCUGAUCUGAAGUGUC